GCCUCGUACCUUCGCCUGGUGUCUGACAGUGCUUUUCAGAUGGAAUACCUAUUAUAUUUUAGUCGUCUUUAAUUUACCUCUUGAUGAAACGCUUGCUGUUCUAAUAUGAUUUGAAGAGCUGGAGAACCGUCAGCGGCUGCAUGAGGUGCUCCAGAGUCCAGCUCUGACAUCUGAAUCAUGAACUCAGUUUCACCCAGUGCAGCGCAGUACAUAGGUGGUGUGCUGCAGGAUGAGCUGGGCGAAAGCCAUAGACCACGCUCCCUUGAACGGCAGGGCAGCUUCAGUCGCAGGACGUCCCAGGCUUCAGAUUCCAGCAGGGACGCUGCUGUGGAGCUGGAUGAGGUGGACAAAUUAAAGGCCAAACUGAUGUCAGCCUGGAACAACGUCAAAUAUGGCUGGACUGUUAAGACUAAAACCUCCUUCAACAAGACAUCACCAGUCACUGUCCUGGGACACUCCUAUCUGCUCAACAGUGAGGAGGAGGUAGACCGUUUCCGGCUGGCUUUUGUAUCCAGGAUUUGGCUGACCUACAGACGGCAGUUCCCUCAGCUGGAGGGCUCAACUUUGACUACAGACUGUGGCUGGGGCUGUAUGCUGCGCAGUGGGCAGAUGCUGCUGGCACAGGGGCUCCUGGUCCACUUGAUGCCAAGAGAUUGGGUCUGGCCUGAUGCCCAGCAGCUAACUGAUGUGGACCUUGAGGUGUUCCAACCUCACUCCCCAGCCCGUGCUGGAGGAGUGCCAUUCCCCUCAUUCGGCUCUCCACGAGCACCCAGUAUCGCUGAAAACUCCCGGCCAAGUGAUCAGUCACCAAAAUGCAUUCAGAAGAAGAGGGCCGAGUCUGAAAGAGACAGGCAAGCAGAGCCUACCCAUCACAGGCUCGUCAUGUGGUUCGGAGACCAGCCCCCAUCCCCUUUUGGUGUUCAUCAGCUGGUAGAAACGGGAAAAAGUUCAGGGAAGAAGGCUGGUGACUGGUAUGGACCCUCUAUCGUGGCACACAUACUCCGGAAAGCAGUUGCAAAAACCACCGUGGUUCAAAAUCUGGUUGUAUAUGUAGCUCAGGAUUGUACAGUAUACAAAGAGGAUGUUGUUCAACUGUGCGAUCCAACACGAAGCCAAAGUGUCUCUGAGCCAUCCAGCCAUGGUUGGAAGUCGGUCAUCUUACUGGUGCCUGUGCGGCUGGGAGGAGACUCCCUCAACCCAUCUUACAUUGAAUGUGUCAAGAACAUCCUAAAACUGGAAUGCUGUAUUGGGGUCAUUGGUGGCAAACCAAAACAUUCGCUGUAUUUCAUUGGCUUCCAAGACGAGCAGCUUCUGUAUCUGGACCCUCACUACUGCCAACCUGUGGUCGAUGUCACUCAAGUCAACUUCUCACUGGAGUCAUUCCACUGUAGCUCCCCCAAAAAGAUGCCCUUCAGUCGUAUGGAUCCCAGCUGUACGAUUGGCUUCUAUUCCAGAAACAAGAAAGAGUUUGAGUCUAUGUGUUCUGCUGUUAGUGCGGCCCUGUCUUCAUCCAAAGAGAAGUACCCGAUCUUUACCUUCGUAGAGGGCCGGGGUCAGGACUAUGGACUUGAGGGUCACAGCAGCGGACCUGCAGCCCACAUCCUGCCCAGAGGCAGUCCGGGUAGAAGCAACAACAGAAGGAACAGUGAAGAGUUUGUCUUCCUGUGAAGUUCCCACCUGAUCUUCCAGCUCUCGCCUGUAGAGGGCAGAAGAGGAUUUCCUUUCAAAGGAAAGGGCAGCAUUCUGUUUUGCAGGUUGAAGAUGGGCAUGAUGCACUGUGUGGAUUGUGUCACUCUUGCUGUGUAUCGUCACCUCGCCAUGGGUUUUAUAAGCUAACAGACAAAUGGAUGCUACUGUUGCGUUGCUUCGCAAAGUGAGCGCAACAUUAUUUCACAGCGAAAUGUGGUCAUACGACAUAUUCUGGAUUCACUAUCAUACACCUCAAAGGCCUCAGGUCGGUGUCUCACUACAGAUGUGAGUAAAAUCAUACAGAUGCACUGGACUACUUCAUCUCCUAGUGUCGACUGGACCCGCUGAUGUGUGGCAUCGGUGAUAUUUAAUAACCUCACUGCUCAGGUGGGAGAGCUGCGGGAUAUUUUUGUUAAUGGGAAAACAUUAACCAUCUGCUGUACCCUCAUUUUUAAUCCUACUUUGUCUCUGAGUAUUUAUCAUGCUUUUUUUAAUGUGUAUGAAUGUCUUCUUUUUUCUUUUUCCCUCUGAACUCUGUUUUGUUACAUUCCAGAGGUUUCCAGUUCUUCCGAGAACAUUUUGAGCUGUGGAUACAAACUCAUUCCCUCACAGUCAAACAGACUUAACAAGCACUGAGUUUUAUUUGUAGUCCUUUUGCAGACCUCACACAUAAUUCCAGGUUUGGCUCUCAGUCAGUUGCUGUUGGAAAGAUCUGCUGUUACUGUUUUCCUUUCACUCAGUGAUUUCCUUCUCAAAUGUAGUGAUUCUGCCUGUUCAUCUUUGAUGGACAAAGAUCAUGAAAUGGACAGGGUGAGACUGAAAAUACGGCUUUUUAUUUGAGCCUCAGUAGUCAAGCAGCAGGACUGUUGUUUGACAGUGUUCUGCUGACAUCACACCUCUCCCCCACCACCCCUGUUUUAUUUGAAAGCUACAUUUUCAAAUUGCACCAUUGUUUAUGUUACUUGUUUUGUUGUGUUGAUUAAAGUGAAAACACUGGAAUUGGA
This is a messenger RNA of Thalassophryne amazonica, 2693 nucleotides long. RefSeq names its product cysteine protease ATG4D-like. The record is from RefSeq and is a predicted model, not a curated record. Lineage: Eukaryota; Metazoa; Chordata; Actinopteri; Batrachoidiformes; Batrachoididae. Gene Ontology annotation, molecular function: protein-phosphatidylethanolamide deconjugating activity.